AUGGAUCGCAUCUUCUAUCGUACAGAUUCAGUAGAUCCCGUGUCCAACCUGCCAAUCUAUAUCUUUGACACCUCAUACUUGCCUUCGACAGAUGUAAUCAGCUAUGAUGCGUUUAUCCCCACUUUAAUCAGUCUUCUUCCCCAGGAACGGUAUGUCCUUGUCAUGUUUUCCUGUGGACUCAAUAAGAUCUCAUGGGUAUGGGGCAUCAAGUUCUUGAAAGCGUUCCUUGCUGAGAAUAACAAUGUGGAGAAUGUGGUGAAAAUCAUCUCAGUACAUGAUUCAUGGUUCAUCAAGUCAAUCACAGAUAUCUUGACCAAUUACAAUUUCACGAAAAAGAAUAUAGCUUCUUUGAAUAGACUUUUUGAUUCUUUUGUGAUAAACAGUAACCAGCCUGACGAUAGCCCCUCAGAUGACUUCAACAAGAAUACCAUCAUCCGUUGCAACAGCUUAUCGCAACUCAGCAACUACGUAGAUAUCCGUCGUUUAAAGAUUUCUUUGAACGUUUAUAAGCACGAUCUAGAAGUGGAAAAUGAUAUCCAGCUCUCGAUAAGGUUUAUCCCUUUGUUGAACCCGUAUACAAGAAUAGAUAGGAGCUCACAUCCUUUAUUUUUCCACCACUUUUACCAAGUGUUUAAUAUCAUCAAUGCCAACGGAGAGAAAGUAGAGUUGUUGUUUCACAAACCAGGAAACAAAGCCAAUACCGAGAUCUUCUACAACUGUGUCAACAGGAACCAGUUAAUCUGGAUCAACGACUGGAACUUAUUCUGUAUUUCCACUGCCUUUAAGAAGUUCUUGCAUAACCUACCAUAUCCAAUGGUUCCUCUUGACAGUAUAGAAUUGCCGAUUAAGGACGAUUUCAAUUAUACAUUCACAACUUUUUCGAAAAUCAUUGCUGCUCAUGAAUAUAACGAAGAAACAACUAAUUACAGCAAUGUGUUGAUCCAAUUGUGUCGUCUCUGCCACGGUCUUAUAAAUGCCAACCAAGUCACAAAGCACACAUCAACUUCUUUGGCUAAAUGUAUGAGUCAUUGUCUCAGCCAUCAGUUGGUUUCAAAUUCAAGUAAAGAUGUAAUCAUCGUAGUAACGAGAUUUUUGAGAAACGUACUUGAGUUCUGGCCACAGAUUUCAACAGCCUAUAAGAAUUACCCAUCGAUAGAAGACAUUAUCAACGGUAAGGUUUGUCCUAUUGAUAAGCCGGAUGAUUCCUAUGACUUGAGUUAUGAUGUUACUUUAGAGGAAGACGACGAAAAUGACAAGAAGUUCAACAGCAUUGAAAUACUUGCCACCAAUAGACAAUCUAUCGCUGGUUCUGAAGGACCAGUAGACAAAUUGAUCACUCCUAGAACCAGCCCUCGCAGAAUCAAUCUUCCAGCUACGCCUAGCUCUCUAUCUCCUCAUAAACCAAGAAGUCCAGUUAGAAGUCCCAAACGGGAGAAAUUGUACUCACCUAACAAACCAGCCAAGUCAGUCAACUUCUCAAUGAGGGUUGCCAACAAACUCGCGGAUGUUUCUAAUAUUGGACUUCAGUUCCCUCCACAAAAGUAUAAAUUCAGUGCCAACGCAAGGAAGGAAAUAGACUCAACACCGGCAUUUUUGCAAGAUACGGAAGUAGUAGUUAAGAAGCCUGUGAUCAGAGGUAGAAAGGUGGGAGAACUUGCUAAGCUCUUUGAAGAACGAUCGCAAGCUUUGGAACUAUUGAAGGGAAUGUAA
Messenger RNA from Scheffersomyces stipitis CBS 6054, 1710 nucleotides. It is a transcript of the gene ECM25, whose product is annotated as Ecm25p. NCBI's taxonomy places the organism in Eukaryota, Fungi, Ascomycota, Pichiomycetes, Serinales, Debaryomycetaceae. The coding region runs from base 1 to 1710 and encodes 569 amino acids. The transcript is spliced from 2 exons. The record is from RefSeq and is a predicted model, not a curated record. Gene Ontology annotation, biological process: signal transduction.